AUGGCACCUAUUGCUGAAGAGGAGGAGUAUGGCGAGGAGACUGUUGAGGUGGGUGCAGAAGAUAAAGAUUCCGGAACAGAUGGAGAGGAAGAUGAUGAGGACAGCAAGGACAAUGAUGAGGACAAUAAUGUUGAUCAAGAUGAUACAAACCAAUCCAAAGUGGAAAUCAAUUCUUCAUUUAUUGAUCAGAUUUUGAAGGAGGAGUUUGAUAAGCAUGUUGCUAAAAAAUCAAGAGCACGACAAACCGAAAAGAGUCGGUCAGGUCACUUCAAGGAGAUAGUUUUUGAUGCAAACAACUGGAGUGCAAUCAAAGAACUUAAUGACGAGCUUGAGAUAUUUGCGGUUAUGACCAAGGAAAUGGAAGGUGAUGGAUCAACCGGUGCUUUGGUAUUGCCAAAGUAUCACAUUUAA
Puccinia triticina is the source of this 411-nucleotide messenger RNA. RefSeq lists its product as uncharacterized. The transcript is spliced from 3 exons. The record is from RefSeq and is a predicted model, not a curated record. NCBI's taxonomy places the organism in Eukaryota, Fungi, Basidiomycota, Pucciniomycetes, Pucciniales, Pucciniaceae. Bases 1 to 411 code for a protein of 136 amino acids.